GUGAAAACAACAGGAGGGAGAGAGAACGGGGAACAACUGUCAGGGAGGAUGUGCCGAAGGGUUUCUCCAGUUUAACAAUUCCGGACGGUGAUCGGAAAUGACUUUCCAUCUCGAAUCUUGUGAGUGUGACUUUAAGACAGAAAUAUCAACCGAGGUGAGACUGAGAGAGUUACAAUCGCUGACCCUAACGGGGAGGUUGCUCCAUCCCGAGGGGCUUCUGGACGUUCUCGUCUGCGUGGUGGAGGAGCUAAGCCGCUCCGUUUUGUCGCGAGAGAAACACGUCCAGGAUUUCCUCGCCUGGGCUCAGCCCAUCGCGAGUGAGGUGAAAGCGUUGCAGCUUCAACAGGACGACUUUGAAAUCCUGAAAAUCAUUGGCAGAGGAGCGUUCAGUGAGAUUGCCGUAGUCAGGCUGAAGUACACGGACAGGGUGUAUGCGAUGAAGAGGAUGAACAAGACGGACAUGUUAAACCAGAAGGAGACUGUUCAUUUCCGUGAGGAACGGGAUGUCCUCGUCAAUGGGAACACUCAGUGGAUCACCAGAUUACACUACACCUUUCAGGAUGAGCACCAUCUGUAUUUCAUCAUGGACUACUACGCUGGCGGAGACUUCCUCACUUUGAUGGGCAGGUUUGGUGAUCGCUUCCCAGAACCUAUGGCCCAGUUCUACCUGGCAGAGCUGCUACUGGCGAUAGACUCUGUGCAUCAGCUUGGCUUCAUCCAUCGGGACGUGAAGCCAGAUAAUAUCCUCCUGGAUGUGAAUGGUCACAUCAAGCUCGCUGACUUUGGCUCCUGUCUACGGCUGGGGGUUAACGGUCAGGUAUGGUCAGCUGUUGCUGUGGGUACUCCUGACUACAUCUCCCCGGAGAUCCUGCAGGCAGUGGAAGACCCCUCAGCGAUGUACGGCCCGGAGUGUGACUGGUGGUCGCUCGGCAUCUGCUGUUACGAGAUGCUUUUCGGACAGACCCCCUUCUACGCUGAGACCCUGACUGAAACCUACAGGAAGAUCCUCAACCACAGGGUGAGGGACAAGGGCGAGACCGUGGGGUAG
Molecule: messenger RNA, 1048 nt
Organism: Chiloscyllium plagiosum (whitespotted bambooshark)
Lineage: Eukaryota; Metazoa; Chordata; Chondrichthyes; Orectolobiformes; Hemiscylliidae
Source: RefSeq, a predicted model, not a curated record